Molecule: messenger RNA, 2143 nt
Organism: Bacillus rossius redtenbacheri
Lineage: Eukaryota; Metazoa; Arthropoda; Insecta; Phasmatodea; Bacillidae
Exons: 16
Coding region: 171-2000 (609 amino acids)
Source: RefSeq, a predicted model, not a curated record
AUAAUGAAUUGUUCGUUGUUUGGCUAUCCCGGGAGUAAAAUUGCCGAGAAGUAGUAUUUGUUCGACACGGAGACUCGGGGCGCUGGUCCGGACAGACGGCGGGGUCGCGCCUCUCGGCUGGACCUUCCUCGCGGGCGCCGGUGUGUAGAAGCGUCGCGGCUGGCGCGGGGAUGGAGGCGGACCUGCUGCGCUGCCUGCGGCGCCCCACGCGGGUGUCGCUGCUGGAGGCGCGCGUGCCGCGGCCACGAGGGGGCGUGCCGGAGCGCGGCCUGCCCCUGUGGUACGACACGCCGCUGGACCGGCCCCUGCCGCUGCUGCUGCCCACCCAGGACUCGGUCGUCUUCACGCGCGGCAAGCUGGGGCGCAAGCUGAGGAAGGCGGUGCCGGGCCACGAGCAGCCCUUCGUGCUGACGGACCCGCUGCUGCGGAACGUGCCCUCGCUGGGCUACGAGCCGCUGCACGACGAGGACCUGCGCGACCACUUCUCCCGCGGCCACGUGCGCGCGCACCUCAAGAAGGCGGGGCUCAUCACCGCCGAGGGCGACGUGCUGUGCUCGUACAAGCAGUUCGCGCAGUACCGCCGCUACCUGGGCUCCCUGCACCGGCAGGCCGUGGCCGCCGAGAUCCGGUGCCAGGAGGAGGCGCGCAGGGCCGCGAGGCAGCUGUCCGCCGCCAGGAGCGCGUGGCUCGAGGCCCGGCGCAACCUGGUCCCGGCGCGCAUCGACGGCCUGAGCGAGACGUUCCGGGAGGAGAAGUGCUGCGUCGGCGACUGCCGGACGUGCCGGUGCGCGUGCACGCAGCAGGAGCCCGCCGCCGACACGUGCCCGCCGCCAUUGUUCGCCCUGCCGUGGAGCAAGCUGAAGCCGGGUCGAAGACAGCCCAAGGUGACCAGGGAGUGGCUGCAGAGGUCCAUCGCCCAGCUGAAGACCAAGCACCGCAACGGCGAGCUGCUGCGCCGGUCCGAGGAGGAGAUGCGGCAUCAGGUCGCCCGGCUGAGGGCCGCCUACCGGAGGCAGUGGAGCGCCAUGGAAGAAAAGAUCCGGAGAGCGAAGUGGGCCAGGGAGAAUGUGAGAUCGGAGCAGUUUGUGGUGCGGACGAAACGAAUGUCAGCCGCAUUUGUUAAAGCCUGGCAGGAUCGGGUGGACGGCAGGAAGAGCCCGACCCCAGCAGAGACGCUGAAGCUGCUGCAGUCCAUGCCGGCAGAAGAUUCCUUCUACGCGCUGUUGGAGGCGAAGCACAGACUGGAGAGGCUGCGCAGAGCGCCGGAGGCAGUGACGUCCGUGAUCGACGAGCUCGUGGACAGCACUGUGCUGUCGUUCACCGUCAAGCAGGUGACCCGGAUGGUGGAGGAGGUGCUGGAGAGGCUGACACAGAGGGUGAGCAGGGCGAAGGAGAGCGCGGUCGCGGGCCGCACCUCCCAGGUGCUCGUAGACGCUCUGCGCAGGCGCUCCAUCGACGGCCAGCAGCCGACAGAAGAGAAGAGUGAAAAAGUGACACAAACCUCUCAGCCAGAGUGUCAGAAGAAAGAAGAGAUUUCAAGCGAUCCUUUGAUCAGGUUUCAGGUCCCGCACACUCCCGAGACAAAAGCGAUGGCUAUUGUAGACACGAGUGUCGCCAAGACUCCAGCACCGUCGGUAACACAGCUGGUGGAAGCAGUGUUUGAAGAGGAUUUGCCACGGCAGCUCCCGAAGGUGUCCUUCCGCCACCACACCAAGCUGAAGGAGAAACUGCGCACUCUGGCAUCCUUCCUGAGAGACAGCAUAGUGCAGAUGCCGGAGAACAAGAUCAGGGCCUUGAAGAAGAAGGUCGUCCACAAGGACUACUCUGCCAGUACCACCAAUGAUCUAUGCAUCACGAAGGUGAGCGAAGAACUGGCCAACGCAAUCAUGAAAUACGACUUGAAGCAAGUAAUGGAGUCCAAAGAAAUACAGAACGUGAUUGACUGCUUGCUGUACAAGCUUAUGAAAGUGGCGUAUGAAGAUAUGAAGGAUCAAAAAUGAAUGAAAGAGAAAGAGGUUGCCUGUUAUGUUUUCAUUUGUCUUAUGUCCAAUUGUUUUUUUGUCUUUGUGUGAUUAUAACCAUUUAUAAAUUGUGAAAAUUAAAUUUAUUACUGCCAAAAAUUGGUAUAUAUCCAAUAAACAAA